This is a messenger RNA of Vitis vinifera (wine grape), 1411 nucleotides long. RefSeq lists its product as uncharacterized. Lineage: Eukaryota; Viridiplantae; Streptophyta; Magnoliopsida; Vitales; Vitaceae. Bases 329 to 1075 code for a protein of 248 amino acids. The transcript is spliced from 7 exons. The record is from RefSeq and is a predicted model, not a curated record.
CGGUUAGAAGCAAUUGGUGGUCUGCGAGAGAGACUGCAGAGGAAGGCAACUUUACUAUUGCCAACGCUACGCGGAAUAUCCUGUCUUCCAGGAAGAUUCGUGGCUCUAAUGCGAAUCUUCCUUCCCCCAAAUUCUCCCACACCUGAGUCCUCAGCCUUUUAUACUCUCCCUCUGCUCCCAUCUUCUUGUUUAUUUUCGCCAACCUCACUUCGAUUCUUUUGCCAGUACUUGAGCAUCACUUCUGCUUGGUGCUGGCACACUUCCACCAAUUGGUUCAUGCAAUUUCUUGCUGCAAGUCAAUCUAAUUCAACUUACUAUAAAAUAGCUUAUGAGUCACCAGAGCAAAUCAAAUCCUAGUAGAGCUCUAGAUGGUGUACAUGGAGUGCGUGUGGUGCCUCAUUCACCAUUUGCACUGGAGGAGAUUACUAAACCUGGGGACUUUGAUCGAUCAACUUGUGAAAGAUCAUCUAUUGAAGCUAAUCAGCGGCUAUUAAUGCAAGUAUGGCAGCAAAGACCAGCAUGUCUGAGACCCGUUCGAUGUUGUCUUAAUGGCGAUGAGAGUCUUGGGGAAACAGUUGCUAAUGUUCUUACUUCACUUCCCUUUAUUGCUCUUGGAAUUCAAGCCCCAAGGAAGAAUCUUAACUGCAAGUUGUAUGCUAAUUCAUUAAUUGGAGUUGGGAUUGCCUCAGGUUUAUACCACUCUUCAAGAGGAAAACUGAGGAAGUAUUUGAGGUGGGCUGACUAUACAAUGAUAGCCACAGCAACAGUUUGUCUAUCAAGAGCUAUCAGAAAUGAGAAUCCAAAGUUGUUGAUGGCAGCAUCGGCCUUUUUUCUGCCUAUCCAGCCUCUGAUGGUUUCAGCCGUUCAUACUGGGAUGAUGGAGGUCGCAUUUGCAAAAAGAGCAUUAGAUGAUCCAGACCUGAGGAUGGUCCACAAUGUCCAUAAGAUGUCAUCACUGUUGGGGGGUGCUCUUUUCAUUGCUGAUGACGUCUUUCCCAGAACUCCAUUCAUUCAUGCCGCUUGGCAUCUCGCUGCGGCUGUUGGUGUAGGAACCUGUAAUAAACUACUUGAAUAGUGCAAAUAUUCAAGUCGAUUGUGCAUUUAAUUGAUUUUUCUCAAGGACCUGCAGCCUUCAUUCAAAAGACCAACAUGGCUAUGGUACCCAGAUAAACAAAUACAGAGGCUUGGAAUCUUGGAUCGGCUUACUUCAGUUCAAAGAUCUGAAUAUUGGGUUUCCUGGGAUAUUUUUCUACAGCAAAAAUGUAAUGCCCUUGUUGUCCAAAAUAUUGUAUAAAUUGGAGAUGGGCCAUUUUUUUUUUGUAUACCAGUGGCAACAUUCAUUAACUGGAGUCUGAAGGAGCAAUAGUAACGGGAUAAAUUUUCCAUUGGGUAUAAAAUUAGGCUUUCUUAA